CGGAUUUGAACAUCAGAUAAUAAUUGGCAACCGGAAGUUUGUGUGUUGUCUGUUGCCAGUAACGCCAAGGACUUUUGUUUGGCGCCUUUACGGGCCGGUCGGUUUUUACUGAUAAAUUUGUCAAAUUGCAUCAAACAAACACAAAUUCCUGCUAAAUAUAAUGGGGGACAAAGGAGACGGAGAAACCUUUGAUGAUGCCGUUGAAGAGAGGGUAAUCAAUGAGGAGUACAAAAUAUGGAAGAAGAAUACCCCGUUCUUGUAUGAUUUGGUGAUGACACACGCUCUGGAAUGGCCCUCGUUAACUGCUCAGUGGCUUCCAGACGUGACCAGACCCGAAGGCAAGGACUACUCCGUUCAUAGAUUGAUCUUGGGCACACAUACAUCAGACGAACAGAACCAUCUACUGAUUGCCAGUGUUCAGCUGCCGAAUGAAGAUGCACAGUUUGACGCCAGCCACUACGACAAUGAUAAAGGAGAAUUUGGUGGCUUUGGCUCAGUGUCGGGUAAAAUCGACAUUGAGAUAAAGAUCAACCAUGAAGGUGAGGUGAAUAGGGCACGUUACAUGCCCCAGAACCCCUGUGUCAUUGCCACCAAGACACCUUCCUCCGAUGUGCUGGUCUUUGACUACACUAAGCAUCCGUCAAAGCCUGAACCUUCCGGCGAGUGUCACCCUGACCUUAGAUUGCGAGGUCAUCAAAAAGAAGGCUAUGGCUUAUCCUGGAACCCCAACCUAAAUGGAUAUCUUCUGUCUGCCAGUGAUGACCACACAAUCUGCCUGUGGGAUAUAAACGCGACGCCGAAGGAAGGCCGCGUGAUCGAGGCCAAGUCAGUCUUCACAGGACACACCGCCGUCGUCGAGGACGUGGCCUGGCAUCUGCUGCACGAGUCAUUGUUUGGAUCCGUCGCUGAUGAUCAGAAGCUCAUGAUUUGGGACACUAGGUGUAACAACACUUCGAAGCCCUCUCACACAGUGGACGCGCACACCGCGGAGGUGAACUGCCUCAGCUUUAACCCCUACUCCGAGUUCAUACUAGCCACAGGCAGUGCUGAUAAAACGGUGGCGCUAUGGGACCUGCGCAACCUGAAGCUGAAGCUGCACUCGUUCGAGUCGCACAAGGACGAGAUCUUCCAGGUGCAGUGGUCCCCGCACAACGAGACCAUCCUCGCCAGCAGCGGCACCGACAGGAGGCUUCACGUCUGGGACCUGUCCAAGAUCGGCGAGGAGCAGACGGCAGAGGACGCGGAGGACGGACCUCCGGAACUGCUGUUCAUACACGGAGGCCAUACUGCCAAGAUAUCCGACUUCUCCUGGAACCCUAACGAGCCGUGGGUCAUCUGCUCUGUGUCGGAAGAUAAUAUUAUGCAGGUAUGGCAAAUGGCUGAGAACAUAUACAAUGAUGAAGAACCGGAGACGCCCGCCUCGGAACUGGAGUCCGGCGUCAACGUCAACCACGGCUAGCCGCCCAACCGCUAACUGUGCACUCACUCGCUAAAUACAUACGGGACUACUUACUAUAUGGCCACUGAACAUUCAUGGUGAGGCGUAGAUAAACCAUUUAUUGCUGUCAAAGUAAUAGCGAUGUUGUUGUCAUUGAAAUAGAAGCUAAAAUCAAUUAACGUAUUAGAGUUGUUUUAAAGCUCGAUGUCGUUCCGAGCACUAGUCCGCGCAAGUGUCGAAACUAAUUUUGAAACUCGACUUCGAAGAAAAACAAAAGACGUUUGGUCGUAAUAAAAUUUGUUCUCGCUGCUGAAGUGAAAAGUUUUGUUUGAUAGAUAAGAGCAAAGGUUUUAACACCUCUUGCCUUUGAAACCUAUUCUAGAAUCACUCCAAUACGUAUGUGAUUCAAACAGAAUCCUGCACUUGCUCGGGAUUCAAAAUCUGCACUUGCAGUAGACAAGAACAUUGCUCACUUGUAAACACAAAUACCUAUUCUCCACUAAAGUCGAACAUUGAUUACAUUCAAGUUAUUAAAGUUUUGUUAAUUGAUUUUAGAUAUUAGGUACUUCAAUGAAUGUAAUGUCGACUAUAGUUUGACAGCGAAAAAUGAGUCUCGAUGCUCUCCAUCAUAUCUGUGCGGGCCCCAACUGUGCAUACUACCCUAUUGUGACAAUCUGUUACGUCACUUUGGCCCAAAAUACAAAAUUCAGGUUAACAAAGGACCUUUUGGUGAGCUCUUUCAUAUCUGUGGUGAGUUUCAUUUUGUUUUGUUGAAUUAUUUCCAGGGUAGAGGCUAGUUUAUUUAGUAAUUCAAUCAGAAUAUUGAUCUAAAUACAUCAAUUAGUUCCCAAAGUUGGAGCACAUAAUAAAUUGGAGUUAAAAAAAUUUGAUGUUUAAACAAAACUAAUGAAAUAUGAGUAAGGGUACUUCAGAAACCUAUUUCAGAUUACUUUUUUUAGCAUUAUCGAGAAAAUGAAAGGGCUCAAAGCUUUAGGUGUAAGGUAAAAAAUAAAUUGGUAUGUUCAACAAGUACAUAAACUGUACGAUAUUAGAAGAUAAGAUGAAAAGAUGCUACAAUCGUUGUUUGUGGUGACUUUGUUAUCGAAAAGAAAAUUUGAAUAUUUUUGCAUAAUCUGAAAUUUAUUUUUGAGUCCACGUUUUGUAAACAUACAGUUUAGUUGUUUGUGCUUGAGUUAGCCCAUUGGUGGGAACUUUUAGGAGGUAAGGGUCAUUUCCGUGUUUGUUAACCCCCUCUUGUCUUCUAUGAUAAUAAAUCGAUCUCGUUUCGGACUGUUAACAUAAUAAAACUUCAUUAACUGUGGCAAUUCUAGACAAAAAACAACUGGAAAAAAAAUCUCGUAUUUGUAGACUGAGGACUUGGGUUUUAUUAAGUUUGCCAAAUUCAAAAGGCCUGUAGCUAAGCUACUAUGCCCUUUUUCGUAAUAUGCCUGCUAAAACAAACAGGGAUCUCGUUUCGAUCUCGCUAUAACCGCCGAAAGACAAUCUAGAGGGUUAACAAAUUAAAUAUAAAAAACCGAUAAGCUAAGUAAGCUGUAAAUUUAGUUUUAUGUAAUGUUUCUGCCUUUGGGCUGGUCAAUAUGGAAAGGGUCCAAUAAUGAGUGGUCUGUAAGCACAGGAAUCUCACGUGCACUUUCAGUUUAAUGAAUUUUGGAAAAUAUUUUAUAUACAUAUUGUGAAAUAUUCUAGUUUAUUUUAUUGUAAAAUAAAUGUGCUUACAGACCACUGAAGUGCGUUGCGACAACACUACACGCCAUAGAGACACUUCGCUAGCGACAUAUUAAUUCCAUUCUUUAAUUUAUUGUUUCUUUCCGAUAAGUCACAAGGACGUGUUUCUGUUGUAACUGUCAUUGAUACGAUAUUAAGGGCCUCUUUCACGGCCGAAGUAUUCCACAUUACAUAUAAUGUAUAAUUAGAUUUAAUUGAUAACAUUACCCUGUUACUAAUAAACGUGUAGUGUGUAGCAUUUGAUAGCUUAGCUGUCAUAGUUUAUAUUCGCAAUACGUAAACAUUCUCCGUGAAUGAUAUGCUAAGCUAUCGAAUCGUAGUGUCUCGAUGUAUUUGCAUGUUCAAUUUUUAGUCUACGGUAACUGUAAUAGCACAAAGUGAAAGAUGCCCUUUCCCUGGUGACGCGACUGACCGACGGUAUUUUAUAAUGUUAAUGCAGUAAUGGAAUAAUUUUAAGCUCUGCUAAUUACCUAUUAUGAUUAAAAGUAUUGUAAUUA
Molecule: messenger RNA, 3681 nt
Organism: Helicoverpa zea (corn earworm)
Lineage: Eukaryota; Metazoa; Arthropoda; Insecta; Lepidoptera; Noctuidae
Gene: Caf1-55
Product: chromatin assembly factor 1 p55 subunit
Exons: 10
Coding region: 161-1459 (432 amino acids)
Biological process (GO): regulation of gene expression
Cellular component (GO): nucleus; NuRD complex; ESC/E(Z) complex
Molecular function (GO): histone binding
Source: RefSeq, a predicted model, not a curated record